UUAUCAAUUUAAAAUUAUUUUGUAUUGUAUUACAUCAAUGAAGCACUUGUAUGUGCCUAUAAAUUUUUCUUUAAUUGCAGAAAAAGAAAUGGAUAGGAAUAUUGUUAUAUUAUUAUAUAUAAUUUUUGUUGGAUUCUUGUCCAUUGCAUUAUUUUUGUAUGGGUUUUUUCCUUUGAUGUACUAUGAUAACACUAUAGCAACACAAGAUAAUAUACCAGAAUUUAUUGAAAAUACAAGAGUAAAGAUAGAUACAUUGUAUCAACCAAUAGCUAAAAGAUUGAUCAUUAUGGUCAUUGAUGCUUUGAGGUGGGAUUUUAUAACGGGCUCAAUUGGAAAGAUUGCAAUGCCUGUAACAAGUAGCCUUAUAUCAAAUUCUUCAGCUUCUCUAUUACAAACUAAAGUACAACUACCAACUGUUACAAUGCCUAGAAUAAAGGCAAUCACCACCGGUAUGAUACCAAGUUUUAUUGAUGUAGUUCUAAAUUUUGGAAGUAAACCAGUUACUGGUGACAAUGUGCUCCUCCAAGCAAAAAGAACUGGUUACAAAUCAGUAUUCUAUGGAGAUGAUACUUGGAUCACAUUAUUUCCCUCUAUAUUUGAUCGUUAUGAUGGUACUACAUCAUUCUUUGUAACAGAUUUUACUGAGGUUGAUAAUAAUGUAACUAGACAUAUACACAAAGAAUUGUAUAACAAUAAUAACUGGUCCAUAAUGAUUCUUCAUUACUUAGGACUUGACCAUAUUGGUCAUGUUCACGGACCAUUUAGUCCACUGAUCAAAACCAAACUUAAAGAAAUGGAUAGUGUGAUAGCAGAAAUUCAGAUUAAAGUUCAAGAAUGGAAUCAAAAUAAUGAUUCUACUUUGUUUAUUGUCUGUGGGGACCAUGGGAUGAAAGAUUCUGGUGGUCAUGGUGGUUCAACAAUAUCAGAAACAACUGUACCAUUUAUUGCAAUUGGUGGAAAAAGUCAUAAAAAUCACAUUGAAGGUCCCAUAGAAAUAUCACAAAUAGAUAUUGCAUCUACAUUAUCUGUUAUCUUGGGAGUGCCAAUACCAUAUUCUAAUAUAGGAACUAUCUUCUUGGACUCUUUAUAUGAUUUACCUAUUUCAAAAAAGUUAUUUAUACUUUAUUAUAAUUCAAAUCAAAUAUUUAAUCAUUUCAAAAAGUUAGCUAAUUAUGAGUCUGAAUACGCAUAUCACAAAUAUUUGGAAGCAAUAAAGCUUCACAAUGCAUGGUUAAACAUCAAAGAUCAUCCAGAUGGUAUGACAGAUGAUAUUGUGCUUUGCUAUAAGACUGCAUUGAAGGGGAUGAAAGAAGUCCUUAUGUAUAGCAUAAUAAAAUAUGACUUCCAGAUAAUAACAAUAUCUAUAAUUUUUUUAUGCCAUAUUAUUUGCAUCUUAUUGGGGAAAAUGUCUUCCAAGUCAGCACCACUAAAAAAUGUUGCAUUUUUUAUUAUUCUAAAUGUGCUUUCAUGGCUAUUUGUCAGUUAUGUUUGGAAAGAUGAAAACACUGUGCUACUUGAUACAAAGAACUUACUUGCCACUGUGAUAACGUUAUGCAUAAUGAUUGUUUUGAUAAUAAAUUCUUACUUGCUUGCCAAUAUUAGAGGUUUUCACAUUUUUAGGUCUAAGAAAACUGACAAAGGAGUAGAAAGGUGGCUCCUUUCAUUUGGGAGCCUAAUACAUGCAAUUAGCCUUGCUGGUACUAGCUUUGUUGAGGAAGAACAUCAAACUUGGUAUUUCUAUUGGGUUACAGUCCUCGUAUCGCUACUUUAUAACUUUAUCACAAAAUUUUUACGAUCCCACUACCAACAAAAUUUACAUGCACAAAUUAGUAUUAAGCUUUUAUUACUACUGAUAGGACACAGAACUCUCAGAAAAUUAAAUAGUACCGGUGAUAAGUAUGCUCAUCUUCCUGACAUAGCAGGAUUUUUAAUAAAACAAGAAAGCAAGAUGGGCAUGACGAUUGUGCUUAUCAUUGGUCUCGUACUUUUGAUGUGGAUCGAUCUUAUUCACGGGAGUAGGAAGCGUAAAGAUCUAUCGUUCUUGUUGAAUUCAAUAGCUUGUAUGUGCAUUUAUCUUCGCCAUAUGCAUAAUAAUAUGGUUAUCAAAAUACCAUUUUACCCUCAAACUAGAGGAAUAUUCGAAGUACAAAUUUACUGGUUUUUACUCAUAAUGAAUUUUGUAAAUUACAUUUACGAUCUUAUCCAUAUAAGAAAAUGCAAUGCUAGCUCCUUUCUGAGAAUUUCAUUGUAUUUUAUUCUACAAAUGUGGAUUAUGAUCGCAGCAAUGCUUCAUCAACCACACAGUGUUAUACUCUUGCCAUUUCAAAUAAUCGUUAGUAGCGUGAUUUAUGAGAUUAAUAAGAACGGUACUACGCAAGAUAUUCAAGUAUUAUAUGUUUUGGCCGGCAAUGUGUUUUACUUUUAUCAGGGAAAUUCUAAUAGUUUAGCGACUAUCGAUGUAGCUGCAGGUUACAUUGGUGUACAGUCAUACAUGCCAUUUGUUAAUGGUUCGUUAUUAUUAAUUAAUACUUAUGCAGCACCGGUUUUGGCCUAUUUUUUACUUAUUUAUCAUGCGAUCUUACAACAUCCAUAUAAUACUCCUGAAAUUAUUACGCGAUUUAGCAAAACAUGUAUUACAUGGAGAUUGUUGCCAAUAGCUAUUUACACAAUUAUAAUCAGUAUUCAGCGUCAUCAUUUGUUCGUUUGGUCAGUAUUUUCGCCGAAAUUAUUAUAUGAAGCUGUACACUCUGUUGUUAUUUGUUUGGCCGUGUUCAUUAUGCUGAUCUUAGCUACAGUUCAAGAAAUAAUAAAUAAUUAUGAAAGAUGACUUUA
Molecule: messenger RNA, 2832 nt
Organism: Bombus huntii
Lineage: Eukaryota; Metazoa; Arthropoda; Insecta; Hymenoptera; Apidae
Gene: PIG-G
Product: GPI ethanolamine phosphate transferase 2
Exons: 13
Coding region: 38-2827 (929 amino acids)
Biological process (GO): GPI anchor biosynthetic process
Cellular component (GO): endoplasmic reticulum membrane
Source: RefSeq, a predicted model, not a curated record